UUGCGACGGCAAAUGUCCCGGAAGGUCAACAGGUACCUGGUAGCGUUUCAGUGCGUAACUACGCUCAACAGUUGCAUCUGGGCUCUAACCAGUGGACUGCAUGAAGACAUUUUCAAAAUUCCCUUCCCCAUGGAUGGAUUGCCGGAUGUGCUGAAACAAGCUGUAGAUCUAGGCUUUGCGAUACUUCUGAUCCCUUGGUGCUUUACAAUUUGGCACAGCACGACAUUGUUCGUUCCCAUGUUGAGCAUUUUGCACACGGAGCUGGCGAUAAUCGUUGGCCAGUUUGAUGGUCUAUUUGAAAAAGUUGUCGCCAAUUACGCUCUGGAGCCGAACGAUCUGGAUCGAGUGUCGACGAUUCAGCGGUCACGUUUCUGGGCCGAGCUGGAUAUGACAUUCAAAACUGCCAUUUCUCAUCAUUCCGCGUUCAUCAGUAACCUACAGCUACUCAGAAACAUAUCCAGCCUCAACUUCUUCAUAUUUCUUUGCUCCAGUGCGUUGGUCAUAACAUUCAACAUAUUCCCUUCUAUCACAUAUCCCUCGCUUGAGCAUCUGCCUUUGCUACUGUUGGCCCUCCAGUAUGUCACCGAAGCCUAUCUCUGCUGCACCAUGUUUGACAAUUUGGAAAAUGAGAACAAUCGUAUCGCCAAUCACGUGUACGUCAUCGAUUGGCUGUAUUCCGUGGGCAAAAGCAGCAAAUUGGAUCAAGCCCACUGCAAAUCGAUUCUACAGAAUGCGCUCAUACUGAACCGACAGAUUAAUGCAGGUCUCGCCAUCCAGGCUGGAGGGAUUUUUCCACUUAAACUGAUGACGUUUACACAAAUGAUAAAAUCUGUCUAUUCACUGCUGACAAUGAUGGUGCAAUCGGUGGCCUAG
Messenger RNA from Ochlerotatus camptorhynchus, 873 nucleotides. RefSeq lists its product as uncharacterized. Gene Ontology annotation, cellular component: plasma membrane. The record is from RefSeq and is a predicted model, not a curated record. The annotation marks the transcript as partial. Gene Ontology annotation, biological process: detection of chemical stimulus involved in sensory perception of smell; sensory perception of smell. The transcript is spliced from 3 exons. Lineage: Eukaryota; Metazoa; Arthropoda; Insecta; Diptera; Culicidae. Gene Ontology annotation, molecular function: odorant binding; olfactory receptor activity.